GAUAUUAUUCAUUACCAUUAUUAUAUCAAAGCAUUGGCCAAGAUGAAAUAUGUAAGCCUUGCCUUGGAUACUGUUAAAAAGAUGGAAUCUCUAAACCUCAAACCAGAUGGUUUUAUUUACUCUACUCUCAUAUCAAUGUGUGGAGAGAUGAAACAAAUAGAUAUCGGAAAGCAACUUCACAAAACUGUAAAGGAGAAGGGAUUGUCUAAUAUUUACAUCAACACCUCACUCAUACACAUGUAUUGUGGAUUUGGUAUGCUUGAUGAAGCUUCUGAAAUAUUUUACAAUCUGGAGAAGAAGGAUCUUGCAGCUUGGAAUGCCAUUAUUCAUGGCUAUGGAACAAAUAAUCAACCUCAGAGAUCCCUUGAGCUCUUCCAAGAAAUGCAAGAGCUCAAAGUUGCACCAGACAAUCAAACAUUUGUUUGUCUCUUGGAUGCAUGUAGUGUUGGAGGACUUUUAGUUGAAGGUUUCCAAAUGUUUAGAUCUAUGGAAAGAGAAUACCAUAUUAUACCCGACAUUAGACAUUAUGGUUGCAUGAUAAAACUACUGCUACAUGAAAAUGAGUAUCAUUUGUGCUUGCAACUUUUCAAAGAAAUGAAGAGUAAA
Messenger RNA from Naegleria gruberi, 606 nucleotides. RefSeq lists its product as uncharacterized. Lineage: Eukaryota; Heterolobosea; Eutetramitea; Acrasida; Naegleriidae. The transcript has a single exon. Gene Ontology annotation, molecular function: protein binding; RNA binding. The record is from RefSeq and is a predicted model, not a curated record. Gene Ontology annotation, biological process: RNA modification. The annotation marks the transcript as partial.